Molecule: messenger RNA, 1005 nt
Organism: Melampsora larici-populina 98AG31
Lineage: Eukaryota; Fungi; Basidiomycota; Pucciniomycetes; Pucciniales; Melampsoraceae
Exons: 5
Coding region: 1-1005 (334 amino acids)
Source: RefSeq, a predicted model, not a curated record
AUGUCCAACCCAAGCGUUCCGGUUACUGUCACUCGUACUAUCUCAAUAUGUGAUUUCAUGAACAAACUGGGCAGUUUUACUCCCAAGGAAUUUAUGGUCACUUUUCUUUCGUCCAAUCAUCCGGACCUCGUAUACCGGCGCCGACAAAUGAAGGCAGGAAUGGGGUCCAAGCAAACGCGGUCCAUCGUGAAGAACCUAGGAAAGUUGGCUGUGAGCUGCGAAAAAGGCAAGGCUGAAUGGGAGGAGUUAAUAUUAGAUGAGGCCUCCGCAAUCGUAAAUGCUCAAGAACUACCUCGUGGCCAAUACCCGCAUGGUGCUUAUGUGAGCUCGAACGAAAUCACACCAGAUUUUUUCAGCGAGAGUGCCGACCUACAUCGGACCAAUCAAGUCGUCAGCGGAAUGAAGUUUUUGCAUGCCCUCAUACACCGCAAGAUUUCAGCUGGAAUCUCGAACAGGAUGGGCGUGGAAAAUGACGAACCAGCCGGUUUGUUGCAGGCAGAGGUUCCGCCAACUAUGAACCCACCGUUACGGUGCGAAGACGUUGUUGAUGAGGCUACCUUGUUGGCCAUGGACAGCCUGGUGUACGUGAAGAGCACUCCGGCGGACUAUGCAGCACAUAAACUUGCUAAGGUCCCGACGAUGGUAUGUCAGAUGGUUGCUGUCACCUGCAACCGCCGCGCAAACGGGAUAUCGUUGGCGAAUGGCCUAAUGGCCUUGGCUGGCGGGGUUUCAUGCAGGGUUCACGAAUGGCUGCAUUCGUUGGGGCUGACCACGUCACGCGCUAAUGUCCUCGGGCUCGCGGCGUUCCUGAAAGCAAUGGAUGCAGCCGAUCGCCAACCGGUAAACAUGAUGCUAUUCAGCCCUCAACCUGAGGCCACAAGACAUUGGGCAUUAGUUAUCAAGGCGCAAUUGGCAAAGGCCCUUUGUGAUUACACCGCUCACCUUCCCGGAGGACUCGAUCCACAUGACUUACCGACAGUUCCAAUCAACUGGUGGAGAGCCUGA